AUGUCUCAGAAACCAAAGCAUCUCUCUUUAGUUAUGUCUUCACUUCUAAUUCUUUUAGCCACUUUAUUAUUAUCUUCGUCAGCAGAGUCCAAAACCUUCUGGGGUGAUGUGAAAGCUCUCAAAGACUUGAAAAACUCAGUAGAUGCCAAAUCCAUGAGUCCAGGCUCUUGUCUGAGUACCUGGGACUUCUCCCUCGAUCCCUGCGACAAUGUCUUCAGCGACACAUUCACUUGCGGGCUCCGCUGCGUAUCGGGUCGGGUCACUGAGCUCAGUUUUGACCAGGCCGGUUACUCCGGCUCCCUCUCUUCCUUCUCCUUCAACCUCCCUUAUCUCCACACCCUCGAUCUCACCGGCAACUACUUCUCCGGUCCACUCCCCGACUCACUCUCCAAUCUCACCCGUUUGGAUUUGACGGCCACCUCCACACAUGUUGGGUCGGAGGAACUCCAAAAGAAUGAAGAAGAUGAGGAGCUUGAAGAUGAGAGGGUGUCUCUCACUCCGGUUGUUGAUGGAGAUGGUGACGAAGUCGAAAGAAGUGAUAAAAAAAUAGAACAGUUUAUUGGAAAACUCGUAUAA
This is a messenger RNA of Camelina sativa (false flax), 576 nucleotides long. Lineage: Eukaryota; Viridiplantae; Streptophyta; Magnoliopsida; Brassicales; Brassicaceae. The record is from RefSeq and is a predicted model, not a curated record.